AGCGCCCCGUUCAGCGCGUGUGCGUGCGUCUCUGUCUCUGCGUAGAGCACACCGCCGAGGUCUCCUUUAUUUACCCCCUCCUUUCUCUCCCGUGGCACGGCAAGGAUACUUCCACCCUGCUUCCCUUCCUCUCCGGCCUUGCUGCUCCUUCUCCUUCCCCUUGUCGCGCUCCUCACAACACUCUCCUCCUGAGUCCUGACAUUUCUCCGGGUGGCAGAAGCAGAGGCAGAGAGGGUGCAUGGAAGGGCUGACGGGCGAGCAGAUGGUGGCGUUCAAGGAGGCCUUCUCGCUCUUCGACAAGAACGGCGAUGGAUGCAUCAGCUUGGAAGAGUUGGCUGCGGUGACCCGCUCCCUUGGCCUUGAGCCGACCGAGCAGGAGCUCAGUGACAUGAUGCGUGAGGUUGACACGGAUGGGAACGGCACCAUAGACUUCCAGGAGUUCUUGAGCCUUAUUGCCAGGAAGAUGAAGGAUGGAGACGGCGAUGAAGAGCUGAAGGAAGCUUUCGAGGUCCUAGACAAGGACCAGAACGGUUUUAUCUCCCCUGUUGAGCUAAGGACGGUGAUGAUCAAUCUCGGGGAGAAGAUGACCGACGAGGAGGUCGAGCAGAUGAUCAGGGAGGCGGAUACUGACGGUGAUGGGCUGGUGAACUACGAUGAAUUUGUGCUCAUGAUGAAAAAUGCUGAACGCAAGAUAUCUGGCUGAACAAGCUGGUGAUCCCCUCAAAGGUGCUGGUGAUAGAUGUGAAACCACUGGUUCUCAGAUUGGAUGCACUGUCUCCACCGUAAAUUCGUCGUGGGUAGUUUGUAAUAUUGUUCUUUCCCUUCUCCUAAACCCAUUAUAAGCAUGAGACUUUAUCUUACGUUCUGUCUAUGUAACUGAAAUUGGCACAUAUAUUUAGAUGGCCAUGUACGCUAUUUUUUUGUUCUUUGAUGAUAUUUUGGCAAUCUUUAGGUACUUUAAAAUCUAUAACAGGAAUUAUGUUAUAACA
Brachypodium distachyon (stiff brome) is the source of this 989-nucleotide messenger RNA. Its product is annotated as calmodulin-like protein 4. Gene Ontology annotation, molecular function: calcium ion binding; enzyme regulator activity. Lineage: Eukaryota; Viridiplantae; Streptophyta; Magnoliopsida; Poales; Poaceae. The transcript has 4 exons. The record is from RefSeq and is a predicted model, not a curated record. The coding region runs from base 239 to 703 and encodes 154 amino acids.